Messenger RNA from Lemur catta (Ring-tailed lemur), 861 nucleotides. RefSeq names its product sodium channel modifier 1 (gene SCNM1). The transcript is spliced from 7 exons. Gene Ontology annotation, biological process: RNA splicing. Gene Ontology annotation, cellular component: nucleus. The record is from RefSeq and is a predicted model, not a curated record. Lineage: Eukaryota; Metazoa; Chordata; Mammalia; Primates; Lemuridae. Bases 84 to 806 code for a protein of 240 amino acids.
AGUGCGGCGGCCAACCAGAAAGAGACCGGAAAAAGGAGAGAUGUCCCACCUUGCUACGGUGGCCUAGAGGAGUGGGAAAACUGAUGCAACAGAAUUUCUCAUUUCUGAGAUUCGCAGUCGUGAUGUCUUUCAAGAGGGAAGGGGACGACUGGAGUCAACUCAAUGUGCUCAAAAAACGAAGAGUCGGGGACCUCCUGGCCAGUUACAUCCCAGAGGAUGAGGCGCUGAUGCUACGGGAUGGACGUUUUGCUUGUGCCAUCUGUCCCCACCGACCUGUACUGGACACCCUGGCCAUGCUGACUGCCCACCGUGCAGGCAAGAAACAUCUGUCCAGCCUGCAGCUUUUCUAUGGCAAGAAGCAGCCAGGAAAGGGAAUGAAGCAAAAUCCAAAACAGCAGAAUGAAUUGAGGAGGGAAGAGACUAAAGCUGAGGCUCCUCUGCUAACCCAGACCCGACUUAUCACCCAGAGUGCUCUGCACAGAGCUCCCCACUAUAACAGUUGCUGCCGCCGGAAGUACAGAUCAGAAGCCCCUGGUCCCUCUGUCUCCUGUCUUCCCCCAGAGGUCGAACUCCAAAGUGGGAAGAUCAGUGAGGAACCUGAGCCUGGGGCUGGCCCACAGGCCAAGGAGUCAGCUACUGUCUCAGCCCCAGCACCUAUGAGCCCUACGAGAAGACGAGCCCUGGAUCAUUACCUCACCCUUCGAAGCUCUGGAUGGAUCCCAGAUGGACGAGGUCGAUGGGUAAAAGAUGAAAAUGUUGAGUUUGACUCUGAUGAGGAGGAACCCCCUGAUCUCCCUUUGGACUGACACCUUCUUUCCCCAUUCAUUCACAAAUAAACUACAUUGGGUUCUGGCAAUCUAA